AUGUCAACUACAAAUACAGUGUUAAAUCUUCCAUUGACAAAAAAACAAAAUGUAUCAGCAUGUCGAAUAUGUGGCGCUCCUGCUCACUAUGUAAAUUUUGGCGUUAUUACAUGUCAUUCAUGUAAAAUGUUUUUUAGACGAAAUGCUACUAUUGAACAAAAAACAUUUAAAUGCCAUUUGGGUGGCUAUUGUGAAAUAAAACAAGAUAAUCGUCAUAUGUGUGCAUCAUGUCGACUGAAGAAAUGUUUUCAAUAUGGAAUGACUACAGACAAAUUUCGACCAUCAAGACCGAAGAAAUCAAAAACAAAAUCGUUAGUUAAAGUAGAACCACGAUAUCAAUCAGAGAAAUUGCCAAUAUUAAAUUGUUUAAAGCCAGAUCAUUCAUUAUUGACUACGAGUCAAUGGACACUUCUCUCAAAUUUAUAUAAUAGUUUUGAUGAAUCUCAACUUGUAUUCCUUGGUAAAUCUUUGGCAGAUACACAUAAUUCAUUACAGCCAGUAAACGUAACAUACCAAAGGCUUGUAGAAAAUUAUUUAUUAUCUAUUUAUGAAACAACAGGAAGAUAUCUUCGUUUGAAUGAUGAUAUUUGUAAAUUAUCAUUUACUGAUCGUUCCAUUUUACUUCGCAGUGCUGCAGAUAAUAUAUCUAGCAUGGCUUCUAUAUUUAUUAUACAUCAUUUUGAUUUAUUUAGUCUAGAUUCUUUUUUGAAAACUAUGUCAGCAAUGUUUGACAAUUGUGGAAUCUCUCUUGUUCAAUGGCCAAUGAAAUUUAUUAAUCCAGAUAUCAUGAUAUUUAAAUUAGCACUUUCAUUAUUUUCUUUAUCAAAAACUACUUAUUUAUAUUCUCCAAAUAUUUCAAUAGAUUCAACAAAUUCUUCUACAAUAUUUCAUAUUCAAAAUAAAUAUGCAGAAGUUACAUGGAAAUAUCUUAGUUAUAGAUAUGGUUGUUAUGAAGCUGUGAAAUAUUUUCAUAGUAUCAUAUAUUGGCUCAUGGCUUUAACAAUGCUUAUAUGCGAUGUACAAACUUUUAGUAGACAUGUUGAUAGUAUUGAUUCACUUGUUGAACUAACUGAACUUACAUUUAUAUUAGAUGAUGUUGAGAAAAUAAUAGAUACAAAAUAG
Messenger RNA from Adineta steineri, 1122 nucleotides. The record is from the annotation of a GenBank genome assembly. Lineage: Eukaryota; Metazoa; Rotifera; Eurotatoria; Adinetida; Adinetidae.